This is a messenger RNA of Meloidogyne enterolobii, 1341 nucleotides long. The record is from the annotation of a GenBank genome assembly. NCBI's taxonomy places the organism in Eukaryota, Metazoa, Nematoda, Chromadorea, Rhabditida, Meloidogynidae.
AUGAUUAAAAGACCAAAAAAGUCACACACACGCGUUGACUCAAAUGAGAUAUACAUACUACCUUUAAUUAAAAAAUAUAUUACAUGUUUAGAUCAUUUCGAAAAGAUUUGGGUAAUUGUUGUUGUUGAUAAUGCCAAAAUUUUGUCAAAUUACAACCUUGCACAAAGCACAUUAAGAUGUUAUUGUCAAUUGAAUGGGUAUCCUCUAAAAGUUAUUAAUACUUCUGAGAUGGGAGAGAAGAAUAAUAAUUGUAAACAAAAAGAUUUUUACUUCCAACGUCAUUGUAUUCUUGCCAAUUUUCUUUCUUCUCACUCAACAGAUAUUAAAUUUGCCUUUUUUAUGGAUGCAGAUAUUGGUGUUAUUAAUCCAAAUCAUUCACUUGAAGAAUUUUUGGAAGGAACUAAUGAUUUUGAUUUAAUUUUUUAUGAAAGGAUAUUUAAUGGGGAAAUUAUGGCUGGAAGUUAUAUUUUAAACAAUACUCAAUUUACUAGAGAAUUCCUUUAUUUUUGGGCUGAUUAUUAUUUUAAAGUGCCAAAUAGUUUUCAUGGAACAGAUAAUGGGGCAAUACAUUAUCACAAAACCAAAAUAAAUUCAAACAAUUCAAUUAAUUAUCAACCAACCUAUUCUUUGGUUCCGCAAUUUUUAAAAGAGAGAAGAAUGGAUGAUAAAAGAAUUGUACAGUUUAGAGAUUUUGGAUUAGGGAAUAUAUCUGUUGAUAGUUUUGUUUUUGGAAUUUCCCGUGGAGGAGAUUUGAAUUGGCUUGAAAGGGCAUUUUUUGUUGAUAAAAUAAGAAAUAUUGUUGAUCAAUUUCCAAAAUUUAAUGUUACGGUCUUUGAUUAUGAUUCGACUAUUUAUGAUUUAAUUUUGGGAGUUAAGACCGAAAUGCUCAAAGCAGUUUUUGUAACUUUAACGUGUAUGGCUUUAAUCUGUUUUUUCGUCAUUCCCACAUUACGAUGUACAGCAAUUGCUACUUUUUCCGUUCUUUCAAUUUCUUAUACAUUGUUGGGCACGCUCGGUUGGUGUGGUCAAGACAUAGACCCGGUUACAAUGAUUAAUUUAUUAAUGGCUAUCGGUCUUUCUGUUGAUUUCUCAGCUCACAUUUGUUAUCAUUUUGAUGUUUUGCAAGAAAAACAAAAAGAAAUUCAAACAGAAUCUCCUAUAAAAAAUAUUAAAAUUUUUGAACAAAAAGAACUUGAAAAAAGGAUAGAACAAAUACUUGAAAUUGUUGGUAGGCCUAUGCUUGAGGCUGUUAUCUCAACAAUAAUUUGUAUUUUCCCACUAUUCUUUAUUUCAAUUGAAAUUAUUGCUUCGUUUGCUCGAACUGUUUUAUUUUUAGGGUAA